UGCACAGUACAUUCCCAGAACGAACAGGCAGGCACAUGAGCAUUAAAAAAAAAAAAAAUCUGCAGUGAUUGUGGCUGAACUGAAAGGAAAAAAGUCCUCCUCCUCUCCUCUUUCCUUCUUGUAGCCAAAUGCUACCAUUCAGAUCAGCACAAGCUGUCGAAUCAACAGCAUGGCUGCCAACAGCAGCAGAGCUGUCCCUCCAAAACUCAAGAAACUAAAGAGCCUAAAUGUAGAAGUUGGAGCAAAGGUUUCUUUGAAAUGUGAGGCAAGCGCUGGAAACCCCCAGCCGUCCUACAAAUGGUUCAAAGAUGGCAAAGAAAUGAAAAAGAGCAAAGAUAUCAGAAUAAAAUAUGGGAAUGGAAAGAAAAUAUCUAGACUUCAAUUCAGUAAAGUGAAAGUUGAAGAUACAGGGGAAUACAGUUGUGAAGCAGAGAACGUGCUGGGAACAGACAUAGCCACAGGCAGUCUCACAGUCAGGAGUGUAACCACAACUCUGCCUUCUGGGCCUGGACAUACUAGACAAUGCAAUGAAACAGUGAAAUCCUAUUGUGUGAACGGUGGAGUGUGCUACUACAUUGAGGGCAUAAAUCAGUUGUCAUGCAGGUGUCCGAAUGAAUUCACAGGGGACCAGUGUCAGAACUUCGCAAUGGCCAGCUUCUCCAAAGCUGAGGAGCUGUAUCAGAAGAGAGUUUUAACCAUUACUGGGAUUUGUGUUGCAUUGCUUGUUGUGGGAAUAGUAUGUGUAGUAGCUUACUGUAAAACCAAAAAACAGAGAAAUCAGAUGCAUAAUCAUUUACGGCAAAACAUGUGCCCAGCGCAUCAGAACAGGAAUCUAGCGAAUGGCCCUAGCCAUCCUCGGCUGGACCCUGAGGAAAUUCAGAUGGCUGAUUAUAUGUCUAAAAAUGUUCCUGCUACUGAGCAUGUCAUAAGAAGAGAAAUAGAGACCACCUUUUCAGGGAGCCAUUCCUGUUCACCAUCACAUCCCUCUUCCACAGGAACUCCAACUUCAAGCCAAAGACACGAAAGCCACACCUGGAGCCUGGACCGCACAGAAAGCCUCACUUCCGAUUGCCAGUCUGGGAUGAUGUUGUCUUCUGUGGGAACCAGCAAGUGCAACAGUCCUGCCUGUAUGGAAGCCCAUGCCCGGCGGGAAGCUUGCUAUUCCGUCGAAGAGCAGAGGAGGCCAAUGAUGCAAUACAGAGAUUCUGUGGAUUCCCUUCGAGACUCACCACAUAGUGAGAGGUACGUGUCUGCCUUGACCACCCCAGCACGCCUGUCCCCUGUUGACUUCCACUGCUCAGCUUCAGCCCACAUGCCCACCUUUGAAAUCACCUCUCCUAAUUCUGCUCAUGCGGUCUCACUCCCCCCGGCUGCAUCCCUUAAUUUCCAAGUGGAGGAGCAACAGCCAUUGCUGAGAAGGUACCAGACCUCUUGCCAGGAUUCCCAGAGGUACGAUACUUACUACCAAAGAAGGAACUAUCUGAAUGAGAGCACAGGGAGCUUGCCCUCCAGCCCCUUCCGCAUCACAGAGGAUGACGAAUAUGAGACAACCCACGAGUACAUCACUGCACUAGAACAGCCAAAGAGAGCAGGCAGCAGCAGCAGGCGGUGGAGGAGAUCUAAACUGAACGGCCACCUGUCUCACAGAGGCAGAAUGCUUAGGGACUCCUUUUCAGUAAGCAGCGCCUCAUACAGUGAGUCCGACGAGGAGCUGAUAGCUGAGAGCACCCCUUUCUUAAGCAGUCGGAACAUGGAGGCCACGGACACAGAUUUGUAUCGCUCAGCUGACAACAGAACUUCCUCUUCUUUCAGCAGAUUCAACGCACAGGGUGAAAGCCAACAAACACACACCAGAUCCAGCCAAGAUUCUGCACCUCCUUAGGUGUUACACACUCUUCCUCAUGCCCACUUCCAUGAACACAUCAGUACUGAGGAAGA
Python bivittatus (Burmese python) is the source of this 1938-nucleotide messenger RNA. RefSeq names its product neuregulin 2 (gene NRG2). Lineage: Eukaryota; Metazoa; Chordata; Lepidosauria; Squamata; Pythonidae. The record is from RefSeq and is a predicted model, not a curated record. Gene Ontology annotation, molecular function: signaling receptor binding. Gene Ontology annotation, biological process: animal organ development; intracellular signal transduction; nervous system development.